UGUUAUGGAGUUACCGUGCUCGUGAACCAGUGGUGAGUGUUGUGCACGAGUCGCGAUGUGGACGACGGUUGGUGCCUUCCUGGCUGUGGUAGCCGCUGCCAGCGCGCUGCUCGAAGGACCCAACGUUUGCACCAGACAGGAACCAUACAUAACUACGGUCAGAGUAUCAGAGCAGCAGCCAUAUCAAGUGAAAGAAUACGCUUGGUGCUUCAACUUCCCACCGCGAUGUUCAAAAUACAAAAUAAAGUUCCAGCAAAUAUUCAAGACUCAGACGCUGGUGAAACACCGACCGGUACAAGAGUGCUGUACGGGCUAUGCGCCGGACUCGAAGGGGACGCAGUGCUUGCCUGUUUGUGCCGAUAAAUGCGUACACGGGAAAUGUAUUGCUCCAAAGACGUGCGCGUGCGACCAUGGAUUUGGUGGACCUGCUUGCGAUGUUUCUUGCCCCGACGGCACUUGGGGUCGCAACUGCCAACACAAAUGCGAGUGCUUGAACGGCGGCACAUGCGAGCCACUCACUGGCCAUUGCGCCUGCGCACCCGGGUGGCGCGGCCGCAACUGCGAGCAGCCCUGCGCAAACAAUACUUUUGGCGAUAACUGUAUUGAAACAUGCAACUGCCAGAACAAUGCUAAGUGUCAAAAGGUGACUGGCGCUUGCGAUUGCCCUGCUGGAUUUACUGGACCUCUAUGCGAAGAAAAAUGUCCGACCGAAAAAGCGUGCCCACAAAAUUGUCGAUGCCAGAACGACGGCGUUUGCAAUGCGCUCACAGGGCAGUGCGAAUGUCCACCAGGAUGGACAGGAGAGGUUUGCGCUAACAGAUGUCCGUCGGGCAAGUGGGGCGAGCGGUGCGAGAACACCUGCCAAUGCGCCAACAGCGCGGGCUGCCACCACGUCACGGGAAAGUGCCAGUGUGAAGCUGGCUUUACCGGUGAAAAGUGCCUGGACGAGUGCCCGCGCGGCCGCUUCGGCGUGGAGUGCCUGGGCACGUGCGCGUGCCUGCACGGCGGCGAGUGCUCGCCCGCCGACGGCGCCUGCGCCUGCAAGCCGGGCUGGUCGGGCCCGCAGUGCGAGCGCCGCGCCUGCGCCGACGGCGUGUUCGGGCCGCGCUGCGACAAGCGCUGCGACUGCAACCCGCCCACCACCGACAUGUGCGACCCCUGGACGGGCGCCUGCGAGUGCAGCGCCGGCUGGGGCGGCGAGACCUGCGAGCGCCAGUGCCCGCUGCUCACCUUCGGCAAGGGCUGCCAGAACCCGUGCCGCUGCGAGAACGACGCGCAGUGCUCUCCCGUCAACGGUUCGUGCCUGUGCGCGCCCGGCUUCCGCGGCCGCCAGUGCGAGGAGCCGUGCCCCGCGGGCUGGUUCGGCGACAACUGCAAGUACCAGUGCGACUGCCAGAACAACGCCACCUGCUCGCACGAGACCGGACAGUGCACCUGCAAGCCGGGAUAUGACGGUUUGAAAUGCGACCGUCCGUGCAAUGGAAAAACAUACGGGCUCGGAUGCCGCCAAGUGUGCGAGUGUGAAAAUGACGCCCCUUGCAACCCGGUGAACGGCGAGUGCGUGUGCGCGCCGGGCUGGCUGGGCGCGCGCUGCGGCCAGCGCUGCCCCGCCGGCUACUUCGGCCAGGGCUGCGCCAGCGCCUGCAACUGCUCGGGCAGCGCCGUGGGCUGCCACCACCAGACGGGGCAGUGCAUCUGCGAGUCCGGCUGGAGAGAUGUUCUCCGGAGCGCCCUCGUGUACGACACCAAUUGCGAGGACUCGAACGUCACGGUUCUGUAUCGAACUAACGGGGUCCGACCGGCCGGCGACGGAGACCCCGAAGGAGAGGCUUUCCAAUUUCUGUAUUUGAGGAAGAAAGGGGCCGCGGGCACGACCGCGUCGCGAAGGGGUUACGGCGAUGAUUUUGACAAAAGCGUGUUGAGAUUAAUCGGGAAACAUAUCGCGAGAAAAAGUCACGAGGCUUUUCCGCCGGGCGAGGAAAUCUCCCAGGUUCUCAUCAACCAUUGCAUGACGUUCCACUUGAACGGCAACCGGAACCCGGACGCUGUAUUGACGACCGCCGCGGAGUUCCUCAACCAUCUAAACCUAGCGAAAGUGAAUGCUUUCGUAGCUUCGGUAGACAUCAAAGACGAGUUAUUGACGGGAAACUCAAAUAUUUGGGAAGUCUCUCUCGAGGAAGGAAACGUGCACCCGACUUAUUUGUUUUCAGGAUACGUGGCUAAAUUAGAAAAUAUAACAAUUUCCCGAGUGCACUGCGAGACGCAGUGCGCCGAGGGGCUGUACGGCGAGAACUGCUCGGCGCGCUGCCCGUGCGUGAACAACUCGUCGUGCGACGCCGCCACGGGCCGCUGCGUGUGCGCCGCGGGCUGGGCGGGCGCCGACUGCAGCCAGCCCUGCCCGCCCGGCACCUACGGCGCGGGCUGCACGCAGCUGUGCCCCGAGUCCAGCCCUGGUCGGUUUCCACUCCUGCGGCGCUCGGGCGCGCAGGCCGCGUGCGACCCGCUGACGGGCGCGCGCCCGUGCCGCAGCGGCUACUCGGGCCCGGCCUGCGAGUACCCCUGCCCGCUGGGCAGCUUCGGGCGCGGCUGCCGCGGCCGCUGCGCCUGCCGCAACGGCGCCGACUGCCACCACGUGAGCGGCGCCUGCCAGUGCCUGCCGGGCUGGCGCGGGCCGCGCUGCAGCGACGCCUGCGCCGCGGGCUGGUGGGGCGCCGGCUGCCUGCAGCCCUGCCGCUGCGCCGCGCGCGCGCAGUGCCGCGCCAACGACGGCUACUGCCGCUGCCCGCCCGGCUACAAGGGCACGCACUGCACCGAGUUCUGCCCUGACGGCUACUACGGCGACCACUGCAUGACGCCGUGCAACUGCCCCGCCGACGGCAGCUGGCAGUGCGACCCCAUCAAGGGCUGCGUGUGCGCCCGCGGCUACAUAGGCGCCAAGUGCGACGAGCCCGCCUCCAGCGCUGUCGUCGUCGACAAGGCCGCAGAGGGCGGACAUACUGGCCUGACGGUGCUAAUGGUCCUGCUGGCGAUGGUGAUGGCGGCGGUGGCUGUGCUGGUGCUGCUGUACUACCGCAAACGCGUACGCAGGCUCAAGCAGGAAAUCGCACACGUCGUCUACACCGUAGACCCUGCCGCGCAGCCAGAGCAACAACACUUCGACAACCCGGUGUAUUCGUACCAAGGGUCGCAACGCAGCGAUGACUCCACAACUUUACUCAACAACCAUCUCAUCAACAACCUUGGCACUUCCAGUAAGAUCAACAACGCUACCCUCGAAAAGCUUCGCAUAAGACCUGCGGGGUCUAACGAUUCAAACGAUCCACUAUCUCAUUUGAAAAACAAGGAUGCAGAUUCUACGAAUCCUAACUUAUAUCAUUGUAUUGAUGACGACAAAUUGGACCACGUUUAUGACGAGAUUAAACAUAAAGAAGGUUAUGAAAUGGAGUACGACCAUUUGAACUAUACCCCGCCGACAAACAAAUGGAAGCAACAUUACCAGCGAAUGGCCAACGGCUUCACCGUGCCCAACGGCCAACCCGCGACCGCAUCGCCCGCGUCGGUCCCGCCGAUCCCUCCGCUGCCGAAAGUAAACAUGGCCCCCAUACCGCCGCGAAGAGAGGAGGAGCCCCUCACCGGCCCGACGCCUCCGAAGAGGGAGGAAGUGGUGACCGUCAGCGACGGGGAGGAGACUACGCCGUGACCCGAGGACUGGGCGAAAUUGUUCGAUGAUAUUAUGGGCGAGUGAGUGCUUGAAUAUACUGUGCGAAAACGUGUUCCUUAUGCAACUGAUAUUAGGCUCCUUUUAAAGUCCUGCUUUCUCGCGAAUUUUCUAUAGAUAAGAGUUGUAUAUAAACUUUCGAUGCGGUCGACGAGGAAACGGGGCAAAAGCCGUGUGGCAGCGUUGCUCCACAACACAAGUCGACGCGGGUUGUAACAUAAUAAUCCAACGAUAUAGCUAGGACUUAAAUUGUUUCCCAAAUAGGAAAUAACGAUGUAAGAUUUUUAUAUCACGGUUUUUCAUUUGUUUAUGUUCCCUUUUACUUAAGGUGUUACAACAAUUAUAUACCGUCGUAUUUUUAGUUACAGAUAAUAAACUGACGUUUAGUAGGUUGUUAUUUUUAUGAAAUAGAAGUGGUAUUGUUGUAUGUAAAAUAAAAAAAAUAUAGAGGUAUAACUAAAUGUAAAUUAAUUAUU
Hyposmocoma kahamanoa is the source of this 4194-nucleotide messenger RNA. It is a transcript of the gene drpr, whose product is annotated as protein draper. The transcript is spliced from 17 exons. Bases 56 to 3700 code for a protein of 1214 amino acids. Gene Ontology annotation, molecular function: scavenger receptor activity; protein binding. The record is from RefSeq and is a predicted model, not a curated record. NCBI's taxonomy places the organism in Eukaryota, Metazoa, Arthropoda, Insecta, Lepidoptera, Cosmopterigidae.